GUGUUGAGGGAGAGGGAGAUGGAGAUGUGAGCUGCCCACAUGGUGAACCCGUCUCCUGUCCUCUUAAAGCAGCAGCACGCCUGGUCCUGAUGGCAGCAAUGGCAGCCAGAGAUAUACAUCUCCGUGCAUCUCUAUGGUGGUCUCGCCUACCAGUCCCAUUAACCCCACAUCAUCCGUCCGUCUUGUCGCUUUCCUUCUCCCCAUUCAUUUUUUUCAUCAAAAGAAAUGAACAAUUCCAUCCCGUUAAUUCGAACAGCUAGCUAGCUAGCUGCCUGGCCAUCUGUGAAUCGAUUACGCAAAGGACAAAAUUUCAAAGCCAAAGUUAAAGGAAAAAAGUGAAUUCAAGAAGAAGAAGCAGCAGCAGCAACAGCAGGAGGUGGAGAAGAAGAAGAAGAAGGAGCGGUAUGCAGUUGCAGGCAGGUGCAGUAGUGGCAACGAUUCUUCUCCUUUCUCUCUCGCUGACUCCAAUUUCUGCUACUUCUCCUCGGGAUUCCUCCCCUCUCUCUGCUACCUUUUCCCACUACUUAUACGCUCCAUUUCCUUCCCUUCCUACUGCUCCAACUGUACUGCGGGGGCAGAGGAAGGGUCUAGAGAAGGGCAGAGGGAGGAUGGAGAGGGACGGAGGAGAGAGGUUGAGCAUGUGUUCGUCUUCUCCUUCUUCUCCAGGGAAGAAGUGGCCACAGAUGAAAGACGCACUCCUUGUUGCUCCAGCAAACAACUACAAAGGUACAACCGCUACCGCCACCCUCAGCCCUGACACGCACUAUAAUAAUAAUAGUAAGGUAAGGGAUCAGUCGAUGGUGGAGAAGGCGUCGCCGGCGAUGGCGAAGGUCGAGGCGCUGCGGUGCCCCCGGUGCGACUCCGCCAACACCAAGUUCUGCUACUACAACAACUACAGCCUCGCGCAGCCUCGGCACUUCUGCAAGGCCUGCAAGCGCUACUGGACCCGCGGCGGCACCCUUCGCAACGUCCCUGUCGGUGGCGGGUGCCGGAAAAACAAACGCGUAGUCAAGAAACCCGCCGCCGCUGCCGCCGGAAACGCCUCUCGCCCUCUUAUAAGCCCGCCGCCGGAUCGUCAUCGAAUAAUUCAUACUAAUUCUCUUCCGGCGGACGCUGGGAGACCAGGGGCCGCCGCCGCCGCGCUCUACGCGCACCACGCCCUGCAGCAGAUGGCCUCCGCUGCCUCGUUGCCGCUAGUCUUUGACGGCCUCGCCGACCCGUCCUAUGAUCUGCUGCCGCAUCUCGGCCUCGGAGUGCUCUCCUCCAACCAAGAUCUCGGCUUUCAGCACCUGCCGCCGGUGAAUUCCAUCCUGAGCGACGACAAUCUACUGAUUCGGUCCUCUAUGCUUCCCUCUCCAUCACUCUUUCCGUCGAGCAUCAAGCAUCCGAUGAAGCAAUUAGAGGAUCAAUUCGAUCAGUCUUUGCUUCCAUUCGACACGAGUGCUGAUCAAUUGGAGGCCUCCGCACUGACCAACGGAGGCAUCAACGGGAUGAUGAAGGAAGUCAAACUAGAAUCGUCGCAGAGCAACAAUAUGAUGACUGGCAACAGCUUCUCGCAGAAUUGGCAGAACUCCAUUGUCCCCUCCCAUGUCAAUCCCCUGGAUAACUUCCUUCCGACACCUUCAGUUUCCAUGUACUGGAACUCAACCACCGCUGCUGCCGCCGGCGGCAUUAGUUGGUCGGAUUUCAACACAAACUGCCUAUUCCUCUUAUCUAAUUCCUUGUUAGCAUCAUCCCUCAACUUAAAGUAA
Molecule: messenger RNA, 1751 nt
Organism: Zingiber officinale
Lineage: Eukaryota; Viridiplantae; Streptophyta; Magnoliopsida; Zingiberales; Zingiberaceae
Product: dof zinc finger protein DOF1.4-like
Exons: 2
Coding region: 405-1751 (448 amino acids)
Biological process (GO): regulation of DNA-templated transcription
Molecular function (GO): DNA-binding transcription factor activity; DNA binding
Source: RefSeq, a predicted model, not a curated record